GCUGGCUGAUUGCAAUUUGCAAUGGCAUUGCUAUGGCAGGCGCAGGCUGGCAUGGCGCCUUGAGGUGAUCGCAUCCCUGUCAGACAUUAUGGCGCUCAAAGGGGAGCUCGACGGGGAGUACUUCAAAACGCUUGGCCCAACACAGCUGCUAGCAGAGCGGGGGAGGGAGAUUGUGGUGAUCAACCCGGGUUCAGCUUUCCUCCGCAUCGGGCUGGCCUCCCAGAAGGAGCCUUUGUUGAUACCACAUUGCAUUGCCCGCUAUGCACCUGAGCUGGCACAGAAGCGGCAGAACGUCCGGGGGGGCAUAAAUGAAGUCGAUGAAUCGUUACUAGAUCGACGGAAGAGCUCGCUUGAAGCUGGAACCAGUCAGGAGAAGGAAGAAGCAUGUCGACAGAUUGAGGCCCAUCUGAACAUCACUCCAGGAUGGCUGCAAGCUGCGAGUGCAAAAGAGUUGAGCCGUCUGAAGCUGGUGCCAGAAGCUGAUGACACAGGCUUUCACUGGACAAAGACGAGCACAGUUUUACCUCCUCAGACAAAGAACGAAGCGGAACCGCAGAAAGAUUCUGAAGGCCAGGCAAAAGUGGCUGAAAUAUUGGAGGGAGAAAGUCAAAGCAGUGCAGUCCCAACAGACAGGCCAUCGCAAGAUGAGACAGUCCGAAUAGAGAAAGCUGCUGCAGAUAUCGAUGUAGAGAACGGCGUCUCUGAGCAGAAAACAACCGAAUCGAGAGAAGUAGGCCUAGAGAACGAGUUGAGGGAAGGCGAUAGAGGUGGGAAUGAACCACUACACAGCCAAGAAGGCACGAAAGAUGGCGUUCCAUCGGCUUCAGUUGGCCCGCAGUCUACAGACAAGGAGCCUGAUCCUGUUAUGAACCAAGAGGCGGAUGACGUAAGUGGGGCCCCGAAGGUCGAGCACAGGAGAUGGAUCUGUGGCGAAGAAGCGCUCCACAUCGCUCACUGUGACCCGUAUGUGCUGCGACGGCCAAUCAGGCGGGGGCGGUUGAAUGUGUCCAAAAGCUACCCGCUUCAGCAGGUUUGCACCGACCUGUGCGCCAUCUGGCAGUGGGCCCUCACGGACAAGCUGGGGCUCCGACUUUCGGACGUCCGCUCAAUGUCAGCGGUCGUCGUACUGUCCGAAACUUUGCAACCCCGAGAAGCCAAGGAGCUUCUGACCGUAAUCUUCAGAGAUCUCGGGUUUGAGUCGGCGAUUCUGCACCAGGAGUCGCUCGCCGCGCUCUUCGGGAACAAUAUGACGUCAGCGUGCAUCGUCAGCCUAGGAGCGCAGGUGUGCACCGUGGCAUGCGUCGAGGAAGGGACGGUCCUUCCGAGCUCCAGGAUCACGCUGCCAUUCGGCGGGGAGGACAUCUCCCGGGCCCUGCUCUGGAUUCAGCAGCACCACGUGCACGCAUGGCCAUAUGGUGCCUGCAAUCCGCUUGCAGAUGUACAGGACCGUCUACUGCUUGAAAGCCUGAAAGAGGAGCACUGCUUCUUCGGCGAGGGGGGACACGUGGAGCCCUCCGUGCAUUUCAAGGUCCGGGAGAAAGGCGCGUCAACCGAGCACUACGAGAUGUCACUCGUGGGCUCCCCAAACCUCGCACCAGUUGGCCUCUUUUACCCCCGGUUGCUCGCCCCAGAAGAGUACCCCCCUCCGAACGAGAGCGCUCUUUCGGAGGACUAUGAGGAGCUUCUGGAUGACGCGGGCCUGGCCGAGCCCGGGAGACGCGCCUCCGAGCUCGUCGGAGACCCGCUGUACUCGUUUCAGCAAGGGGGUAUGGGGCUGGCGGGAACGACGCUGACGGGGGUGGACGCUGCGAUUGUGCGGAGCAUUCUGAGCACUUACAGCCCCGAGCUCAAGAAGAAGCUGUUCUCGUCCAUCCAACUCAUCGGAGGGGGCGCCCUCAUACCGGGCGUCGUGGACUUCGUGGAAGAGAGAGUGCUCCACUCCAUCCCCGGGGACAUCGAUGUGGACACGGUUGAGGUGGUCAAAAAUCGGGGCGAUCCGAGGACACUCGCCUGGCGCGGUGGGUGUAUCCUAGGCGUACUGGAUUAUUCGGAGGCUUGGAUCCAGCGGGAAGAUUGGGUGGAUGGCGGCGUGCGGCCAGGGACCGAGAAAAAGUAUAAGGAUACAAACAACCUUAGUACGCAAACGUUUUGGUAUUGUUCAAUGCCUGAGUAAGUCAAGCCCAGCAGCGCUAUCCGACGGGGAGGGAUCCGACCUCGCUAGACGAUUAUCGUCAUGCUAUUUGCUUCAUGGUUGGGACCGGACCCCCGCUAGCUUGUACCUCCAUUUACACUGCUUUACAUCGCGAGUGGAUGCACAUUGACAGCUCUUUAUGCAAUCAUACAGAAC
Messenger RNA from Klebsormidium nitens, 2347 nucleotides. The record is from the annotation of a GenBank genome assembly. NCBI's taxonomy places the organism in Eukaryota, Viridiplantae, Streptophyta, Klebsormidiophyceae, Klebsormidiales, Klebsormidiaceae.